AUGACUGUAGCUAGAGCUUUAUAUAAUAAAACAAAGUAUCAUUUUGAUGGUUACUAUUGUCUUGCUUCUGUAAAAGAGGCAAGACAAUUUGCACAAACCUUUACUGAAUUUUCUGUUAUCAUCUUACAAGAUGAUAAAGUAAAAAUAAAUUUAGAUGUAGCUGCAGUUGGCAGAACAUUUUAUAUCUUGCAAUCAUCCUCUUAA
This is a messenger RNA of Cetraspora pellucida, 204 nucleotides long. NCBI's taxonomy places the organism in Eukaryota, Fungi, Glomeromycota, Glomeromycetes, Diversisporales, Gigasporaceae. The record is from the annotation of a GenBank genome assembly.